Messenger RNA from Etheostoma spectabile (orangethroat darter), 1787 nucleotides. It is a transcript of the gene rag2, whose product is annotated as recombination activating gene 2. Gene Ontology annotation, molecular function: protein binding; sequence-specific DNA binding. The record is from RefSeq and is a predicted model, not a curated record. Gene Ontology annotation, biological process: V(D)J recombination. Gene Ontology annotation, cellular component: nucleus; DNA recombinase complex. Lineage: Eukaryota; Metazoa; Chordata; Actinopteri; Perciformes; Percidae.
UUCACAAACUCUCUCUCUCUCUCUCUCUGUCUCUCCAUCUCUCCGUCUGCCUUUGUCAAAGUUUGGCUACAUAAAGUCCCUUUUAGGUUUAUCUUCAGAUUCACACUAAAUUGAGCGCGGCAUCCUGGCCCUGGCCGUAAGGCAGCUGGCGGAAAAUGACCCUGCAACCAUUAACUCCAGUGAACUGUGCAGGCCUUAUCCAGCCCGGCUUCUCUCUGCUGCAGCUCGAUGGGGAAGUUCUCCUGUUUGGCCAGAAAGGUUGGCCAAAGCGCUCAUGUCCUACGGGCGUGUUUGGCGUUCGCAUUAAAUGUGGUGAGAUGAAGUUGAGGGCCAUCUCUUUCUCCAAUGACUCAUGCUACCUUCCUCCAUUACGUUGCCCAGCUGUUUGCCGCCUCGACCCCUACGACGGGCUUCCGGAGAGUUAUCUCAUCCACGGUGGUCGCACCCCAAAUAACGAGAUCUCAUCGAGUCUGUACCUGCUGACCAUGGAUAGCCGGGGCUGCAAUCGUAAACUGACCCUGUGCUGCAAAGAGAAAGAACUAGUGGGAGAAGUGCCAGGGGCGAGAUACGGCCACACCAUGAGCAUGGUUCAAAGCCAUGGGAAGACAGCUUGUGUAUUGUUUGGUGGGAGAUCCUACAUGCCUGCGGGAGAGCGGACCACAGAGAGCUGGAAUAGCGUGGUCGACUGUCCCCCCCAGGUGUUCCUGUUUGACUUGGAGUUUGGUUGCUCCUCUGCACACACUUUACCUGAGCUCAGCGACGGACAGUCUUUCCAUUUGGCCCUUGCCAGAGAGGACUGUGUCUACUUCCUCGGGGGUCACUCGCUCACCUCUGACUCCCGCCUCCCUCGACUCGUCCGCCUGCGUGUUGAGCUCCUGCAGGGCAGCCCCUUGCUUUCCUGUGAGACUCUCGAAACUGGCAUAUCCAUCUCCAGUGCCAUAAUCAGCCGUACAGGUCCUAGCCACAGAUAUAUCAUCUUAGGUGGGUAUCAGUCAGACUCUCAGAAGAGGAUGGAGUGCAGCACUGUGAUUCUGAAUGAGAAAGGGAUCCACUUUGAGACCUUAGAGGCACCUAAGUGGAUCCCAGAUAUCAUCCAUAGUCGGACUUGGUUUGGAGGCAGUGCUGGGGAGGGAAGCAUCCUACUUGCUGUACCUACUGAGGGAAGGCCGUCCCAAGCGGACAUGCAUUACUUCUAUCAGGUGAGCUUCCAGACCGAGGGAGACUCCAAAGAGAAGGAUGUGACCCAGGGCUGCAGCCAGGAGCCAACAGAAUUCGAUGACUCCACUCCUCUCGAAGACUCUGAGGAGCUCUACUUUGGUCGUGAGCCGCAUGAACUGGAGGACAGCAGUGAUGGAGAAGAGGGUAAUUACAAUGAGGAGGAUGAGGAGGACGAAUCCCAAACCAGCUACUGGAUCAAAUGCUGCCUGGGCUGUCAGGUGGACCCCAACACGUGGGAGCCCUACUACUCCACUGAGCUCCACCGGCCAGCCAUGAUCUUCUGCUCCAGAGGGGAAGGGGGACACUGGGUCCAUGCCCAGUGCAUGGAGCUGUCUGAGACCCUGCUGCUCCGGCUCUCUCAGGGAAGCAAAAAGUACUUCUGCCAUGACCACGGAGGCCUGCCCUACCAGGAGAUGACCCCACCUCGACAGGUCAUGUCUCUGAAGCGUAUCGCCAUGAAAGUUAAGGACAGGAAAACUCCUCCGACAAUCAAGAUGUCCCCUGCCAAAAAAAGCUUUUUCAGGAGGCUUUUCGACUGAAUCCAGUUUAUGAUGUGGCUCGAUCACUGU